AUGUGCAUAUUUGGAACUGUGGCGAAUUUCUGCAAUAUCGUCGUCCUUACUAGACGGCAAAUGCGCACACCGGUCAACAUGAUUUUGACGGCAAUGGCAUGUUGUGAUACGGUGGUGUUAUUCUCGAAUCUGAUCUACACUACACAUUACUCAUUUGUCGCCUUCAAACACUGCCAUCCACGACAUUGGAGUUAUGGUUGGGCGUUGUUUUUGAUCGCUCAUGCUCAUCUGUCAUUGGUCGGACAUAGCUCAUCUGUGUGGUUG
Ostertagia ostertagi is the source of this 264-nucleotide messenger RNA. The record is from the annotation of a GenBank genome assembly. NCBI's taxonomy places the organism in Eukaryota, Metazoa, Nematoda, Chromadorea, Rhabditida, Trichostrongylidae.